AUGGCGCCGACGUCGCGACAUGGAGGAGGCAGUCCACGUGGCGGCACGGAGAGCGUCGCACAUGCGUUUCGCGAAUGCGUGGACGACCCCGUGCGAGGCGUGCGACGACUGGUGACGAGCCACGCGGCGAUGCAGGUGCAGCGCUGGGCGAUGCUUUCGUACGAAACGGCGAAGAACAAUGUCGGGGCCGUCUGGCGCAAGUACCAAAGCGGGGAGCUCUUUAGCGCGCACACACUCGAGUCCGUGAAAAUGGGUUCAAUCAUGCCACUCCCUCAUCCCCACCAACCUCUCUCAACCCACCGCAAUCUCUCAUCUCGCCCUGUCUUCUUUUCAAUCUCCCUUGACUUACUCGCCAGAGCACACGUGCCUGCGGGCAGGGCACACCUCGUCUGCGUGCUGUGCUGUUGUCUCAUCACGCCCUUCUCUCCCCGCAUUUCCCCCUCCCUCUUUCCCGCUCCCUCUUUCCCCCUCACUCUUCCCUCCUUCCCCCUCUAUUCCUCACCACGGGCGCCCAUGACCUGGGCACACGUGCAGGCGGGCAGAGCACAUCGCUUCUACAUGGUUGUUGUCUCAUCAGGCCCUCUCCUCCCGCAUUUCACCCGCCCCAUCCCUUGCCCCCUCUGUUUCCUUGUCAGAUACACCCAUGACCUACUCGCCAGGGCACACGUGCAGGCGGGUAGGGCGCAUCUCUUCUGCGUGCAUUCCCUCUCACGCCUCCCUCCCCCUCUCGUCGCCCCCCUCCUCUCCUCCAUCACCCUCCUCCUCCUCUUCCUCCUCUGGUCGUCCCUCCACUCCCCCACCACUCAAAUCUCCCACUUCGCCCCUCCCUCCUCCUCCCUCUCCUCUCUCUCCACCCCCUCCUCCUCCGCUCUCACCGCUCUCAACCCAUCGUCAAGCAUCUUCACCGCAUGUCAAGAGCUGCUAGCAGCACACGGCAGGGCAGUGAGUGUGGCAGUGGGAGCGGAUGAGGGAGGGCCGGGGGCAGCUGCGGCUGUAGCCGCCGCUGCUACUGCUACAGCCGCCGCUGCUGCAACUGCCGCUGCUGCUGCGACCGCCAACACGUCUGCCGAACCCCUUUCCAGCCAAUACCCACAGCAGCAACAACCAGCAGCACCGGACCAACCCAAGCCCGUCAUCCCGGGGUCGACCCUCCUCACCGAACACGCCCUGAAAUCAUUCGAGCAGCGCUUUGAGUGCCUCGCUACCCAGGGCAUCUGGGAUUUAGACCCGGUUCCCCGCCAACUCCCAUGGUUCAAACUCCGAAAGGGUUGGUCCGGCUGGGAGUGCGAUGCUGCCUGGUCCCGCCAAGCCUCUGAAACUGGCAAUCUGGCCUUCACCGCUGCCGAUGCUGUAGCUGAUGAGGCUCGGCAUGCGCGGGAGUGGCAGGUUCGGGACGCGGCGAAAUACAGGUGGAGGGUGCACAGGAGGUGCGGGCGGUGGAGUGCGGUGGAGAGGGGUGAGCUGGCAGGGAGGCUGGCGGGGCGGAGGGUGCUGAUGGUGGGGGAUGAAACAAGCGCGAUGCUGUUUCUGUCCCUCCGCAACCACAUGCUCAUGCCAGGAGCCGGAGGAGGAGGGGCGGGGAAAGAAAAGGGAGGAGGGGGAGGGGGGUAUGAGGGGCUGGAGCAUCGGAGAAUGGUGCGGGAUGAGGUGCCAGAUUUCUGUGCAAGACUGGACCUGCGUCAGCAGCAGGACUUUCCUGUUUGCACCCAAUUCACGUUCGGCGACUCCGCAUCUGUCCUCUUCGUUCGGGACGACGUCCUCCGAACCUCGCCGCCCAAUACCGACCCUGCAGCCCAGGAUCCCGCUGCCGGAUCUGCGGACGCAUCAACCCUCUCAUUGCCCUGGUUCGACCAGAUCAAGGCUAACGAGUGGGCCAAGCGGCUGGUGAAGGAAGUUGGGGGUGUGUUCCUGGAUGUUGACCCUAUGACCGCUUUAAGACCUGAUGGGCACAUCCGGCCGCCCUCUGACUGCCUGCAAUAUUGCCUGCCUGGGCCCCCUGAUGAGUGGACCAGAUUGCUGUAUAACAUGCUGCUGGACUUGCUUUGA
This is a messenger RNA of Closterium sp. Naga37s-1, 2046 nucleotides long. Lineage: Eukaryota; Viridiplantae; Streptophyta; Zygnematophyceae; Desmidiales; Closteriaceae. The record is from the annotation of a GenBank genome assembly.